UAUAUAGCGCCGCCGCCGCCGGCACUCGCACGCAGUCACGAACCCGCGAUCUUCCGUGCACUCGCGAGACACGCGCUCACCGACCACUACAGAUACUACACUCACAUUUAACAGUGAAAGCGGUUUAUCAGUGACAAUGGAAGACUGGGGAUACACCUGUGAAAACGGUCCAGCGACAUGGAUAGAGAAGUUCCCAGAGGCGCGCGGUGCCCGCCAGAGCCCCGUGGACAUCGUGACGUCACGAUGCAGCAGCAGCGGCUGCGCAGGGCCUCUCUGCUGGCGCUACUCCGUCAACCACACGCGCUCCGUCGUCAACCCCGGCUACUGCUGGCGUGUCGAUGAAAAUGGAUACGAUUCUGAACUGCGCGGAGGUCCCCUGGGUUCGGACGUGUACAAACUGCAGCAGUGGCACUGCCACUGGGGCGCGGUGAACGGCGAGGGCUCCGAGCACACGGUGGACGGACGCUCCUUCUCCGGCGAACUGCAUCUGGUGCACUGGAACACCAGCAAGUACAACAGCUUCGCCGAAGCCGCGGGGCAGACUGACGGCCUGGCUGUAUUGGGAGUUUUGCUGAUGGUUGGCUCAAAACACGAGGAACUAGACAAAGUAGUCCGGCUAUUGCCGUACAUCCAGCACAAGGGCGACAAAGUGACGAUGUCGGAGCCGCUCGACCCGGCCAGGCUGCUGCCCGCGCGCACGGCCUACUGGACCUACCCCGGCUCGCUCACCACGCCGCCCUGCACCGAGUCCGUCACCUGGAUACUCUUCAAGGACCCCGUGCAGGUGUCCGCUGAGCAGUUGGCCCUGAUGCGCAAGCUGCGUUGCGGCGAGGCGUCGUGCGGCGAGGAGGCCAUGGAGCUGCUGCACAACUACCGGCCCACGCUGCCGCUCGGCAACCGCGAGCUGCGCGACUACGGCGGCAACUAACGGCCACCACCAGGCCCUGCGCAUACCAUGCAUAUGCGACCCACGUGUCAACAAGGCCCGCGCCCCUAGGUACAACCAAAUGGUCAGCAACAUUAGUAGCGCUAUACACACUUUACAUUCGUCUGGUUUUGUUGCUGAUUAAAUCUCAGGCUGCAGCCGUUUUAGGUUGUGUGUGUACCUAUUCCAAAAGUUUGAAAAUAAUUAUAGUUCUGCACAGAACGACCAAUGUGCCUGCAUUUUUACUUAUUACGUGAGUGCACAGUUCAAUGGAAUCCUAGGUAUUUUGAUAAGGUAAUUCAAUUGUGCCUCUAAUCAGUACAUACGAUAAAUGUAGAAAAUAUAAAAUAAUGAAUUUUUAAUAAGUAGUUGUAUAGUUUUACUUAUUACCAAAUGUAAGUAAUAUUACUUUUAUGAUAAAACUAAUGUUACAUUGACCUAAUACGUAUGUGAAUAAUAAUGUUAUUUUAUUAAUGAAAUCGAAUAUAAUAUUCAUUUAUCAGUUUUUCAGACCAAAAAUACAUUUAAUUUUAAAUUAAAUUAACCCGUUAUCGUGUCUAUGCGUACCUACUAAUGCUGAUUAUGAUUAUUAACUUACUGUUAUGAUUUUAUUUUACUGUUAAAACGGACAAACUCAUUCAGUACGAGUAUGAUAGUUUCGAGAAUGACGCCAUAAAGGUCCUUCUAAAGUGGCCUAGCUUGAUUUUAUUUAGAUCUCGGUCUAGUAGUUACGUAUUAUCUAUAAUAGGGUGGUUUAUAUUCACAGCCCAUAGUAUUUUAUAAUAAACCUACACAUCUUCCAUUAGUUCAUUUAGUACAUUCAAAGCAUAAUAAUUUAUCUAACCUUCAUACCCUACUAAUAAUGGUCCUAGCUAAAUUUUUCUAAAGAAUCGAUUAAUCAGACUAAGUAAGUGCUAGAAAAAUGGCCACAAUAUUUCGGCAACUAAGUACCUACUUAGGUAGUGACAACGUAAAAGGUUAAUUAAAUUCCUCCUUUCUUACUUUUCUUUCGAAGCUUUCUGAUUUUUCUGUUCUUCAUUCAUAUUUUUGAUCUGUAUUUGGGUAUUUCUCAUCGCCACGGUUCUCAUCGUCACCUUCGUGGCGAAUUUUAUUUCUAACUUAUUUCAACUUUUUGUAAACAAAAAUUGUAGCGCUUGAUGUGAAGAUUGUAUUCUCAGUAAAUCAGUCAAAUAGUGAGUCUCGUUUGGAAGCUUUAACGUUUUGAAUUUUUUGAUGCCACGAAAGUGAUUCUUAUACUUCACAUCAAUAAUUUCUUUAAACUGUACUACUGUAAAUGACUCUUAAGUGUUUAUAAAACAUAUAUUUAUUUGUCUUAUUUUCAUAGAUAAAUAGCAAUAACAUAAUAUAAAUAGGUACCUACUUAAAUACAAGAUAACAUUUUACCGUUUACGUCACCUACUAAGUUACAAGAUUCUACGCAAUUAGUUUUAAGGGUGACACUGGUGGCAUUCUGAAAUGCUAAAGAAGCAAAAAACGGAUUAUCAGUACCUCAAUAAAAAAUAACUCUAACUGAUUAUCAGUCCCUCAACAAAAAUAUAUUUUUUAUUUAGGCCAGAGGGCCUCGUAUUUUUGUUGUACAACUUUUAACUCAAAUUUCAGAUUAAAUUUAUCUUACAAACAGAUACACAGUCACAUACAGACAUACAUACAGUCAUACAGACAGACAACAAAAAUACGAGGCCCUUAUUUAUUUAUUGAUGUACUGAUCUCUACUUACCACGUAUAAUUUAUUAGUUAUUAAAAUAUUGCAAAAACAUAAACACCAGUCACUUAUAUUUUAAAAUAAACCAAAGCAAGAAAUCACUUUCGUGGCCUAAAAUCACCUUCGUGUAUAAAACACCACGAAGGUGAUGCCACGAAGGUGACGAAAAUUUUAGUUUUUUAUGAAUUAUCCUUAAAUUUGAAUUUAACGGUUCAAGUUGAAUACUACACAAAUAAGUCUAACAUGUUAAGUUUUCAAUGGCAAAGUUUCAAUUAAAUUGUUUAAAUUUUAGAGGUAGAAAAUAUUGUUCAAGCAAGCGACGGUAUGUCUAUGGAUAAUCACAAAAAGUUACGUAUUUUUUUCGCGGAGCGACGAUCGACCUAUCUCACCUCCCCAAUCGUCGAAGCGCGACUGACAUUAACCGAAUAGAUUGCUGUGAUUGGUUGCUGGUGUUCAGUUUAACGGCAAUCUUGUAUUAUUACUCAAAAUUUUAGGUACCUAAAAUCGUGUGACCAACGUAUUUCGCUUUCUCAAUUCAAAAUAAUUAUAAGAAGAUAUUUUUUGACUAUUGUGUGGAAAGUAUAUUUAAUUACGAUGAUUUUAGUAUAUGCUACACACAAAUUGAAUGAAAAUUGUGAAUGCAGUAACCAAAUGUUUCAUUGCAACCGAAGGUGUGACACGAUGAGAACGCGAAAAAUGACCCCGUUUUUUAUCGUUUCAUGUGAUUUUUUCGUAUUAUUUUUGCUUCUAUUACGAUAAAAUUUAUUUUGUAUGUAGCUAAAUAGAUAUUUUAUCAUCUGAUUUCAAAGUUAUUGUUCUAACUUAUACCGUUUAUGAACUAUUAUUGUGUGACCAUCAAAUUUGAGUCUAAAUGAGAAGUACCCAUUUACACUUAGAUCUGUGUACGUAUACCUACAUAUUAUAAGCAUUUAAUUUACAAACGCCUAUUGAUAGGUAGCUGUUAAUUUACAAACGCCUAUUGAUAGGUAGCUGUUAUACAGAUGUAUACUAAAAAUAAACCAACAUCGGCUUUCCGUUUCUAAUAGCUAAAAUAUUUAUUAGAAUUUACAUGCAUUAUUAAAUGCAAGUACCUUGUGCCUCGAAUGUAAAUGCCUCAGUUACAUUAACUGUGUCGUUAUAAUAUAUUAUAAGAUAAUAUUUAAUCAUAAAUAUGAUAUUUUUAAUUAAGUAUACCAUUAUCAAUUAUUAUAAUCAUGUACCUACCAUUAAAUAUCAUGAACAAUGUUAUGCUGUAUUACAGUGUUCACUAAUAAAUGUGUAUUUUAAAUACCAAA
Molecule: messenger RNA, 3943 nt
Organism: Ostrinia nubilalis (European corn borer)
Lineage: Eukaryota; Metazoa; Arthropoda; Insecta; Lepidoptera; Crambidae
Gene: CAH1
Product: carbonic anhydrase 1
Exons: 5
Coding region: 137-928 (263 amino acids)
Molecular function (GO): carbonate dehydratase activity; zinc ion binding
Source: RefSeq, a predicted model, not a curated record